AUGGCCGUCCCGCCGGCAUAUCUAGAGUCCCUGCCCUACAUCGACACGGAGCCCUCCCCCGAGGCCCUCGCCGCAGCCCGCACCCUCAUCUCCGCCGAGCAAGCCUCCUCCUCCUCCUCCUCUGAACAAUCCUCCCUCCCACCCCUCCGCGAACCCUCCUUCUCCCCCGCCCUCACCACCGAGCUCUCACGCGUCGCCUCCUCCACCCCCCUGCAGCCCCUCUCCCUCUCCCGCUACGAGGCCCAGGAGCUCCCCCCCGCUCCCGCCGCUCCAUCCACCACGACGAGCAAGUCGACGCGCCGCACCCGCCGCGGCUCCGCCUCAUCCUCCUCUGCUUCCGCAGCCGCGGCCGCAAUCACAUCCUCGUACGUCAACGACGACCUCCGCCCCGUCCUCUCCAACGCCUACGUAUCCGCCGCCUACCUCGCUGCCCGCAACCAGAACCUCGCCCUCCUCGACCGCCACGGCGCAAACGCCUGGCUCGUCUCGAAUUACCACCUCGAGCAGUCGCUCCGCGCCGUCGAGCGCGACCUCGCCGGCGUCAAGCGCGACAUCGACCUCGUCAACGCCGCCAGGCAGCGCCGGCAGGAGGACGUCCGCGCAGAGAUGCUCAUGCUCGAGGAGUCGUGGCGCAAGGGCGUCGGCAAGGUCCUCGAGACCGAGGUCGCCGUCGAGGAGCUCAAGGCGCAGGUCCGCGAAGAGCUCAAGAACCAGAGCGCCCAGCAGCAUUCAUGA
Messenger RNA from Purpureocillium lilacinum, 735 nucleotides. RefSeq lists its product as uncharacterized. The record is from RefSeq and is a predicted model, not a curated record. Lineage: Eukaryota; Fungi; Ascomycota; Sordariomycetes; Hypocreales; Ophiocordycipitaceae. Gene Ontology annotation, biological process: mRNA processing. Gene Ontology annotation, cellular component: Prp19 complex; precatalytic spliceosome; catalytic step 2 spliceosome.